AACUCAAGCACAAGGUUCAAUCCUAGCUUAUACUAAGCAUUACCCUUAAUCAAAUUAGGGAAGGAAAAUUGAAAAUAUGGGCACAGAAGCCACCCCAAAGCUUCCAAUAAUUGACUUCAAUAACCUCAACUUGGAAGCCAAGAGUCCUAAUUGGGAGUUAGUGAAGUCCCAAGUCUAUAAGGCAUUAGUAGAGUAUGGUUGCUUUGAAGCAGUUUUUGAUAAAGUUCCUUUAGACCUUCGCAAAGCCAUAUUUGCUUCACUACAAGAGCUCUUUGAUCUCCCUUUAGAAACCAAGCUACUCAAUGUGUCUAAGAAGCCUUAUCAUGGUUAUGUUGGUCAAUAUCCUAUGAUUCCACUUUUUGAGAGCAUGGGCAUUGAUGAUGCAAAUAUCUUAGAGAAAGUAGACAGUAUGACCAACAACUUGUGGCCAGAUGGAAACCAAAAUUUUAGCAAAACUAUACAUUCCUUCUCUGAGGAGCUAACAGAGUUGGAUCAAAUUAUUAGGAAGAUGAUUUUGGAGAGUUUAGGUGUUGAAAAGUACUUGGAGGAACACAUGAACUCAACCAAUUAUCUUCUCAGAGUUAUGAAAUACAAAGGCCCUCAAACAAGUGACACAAAAUUAGGCCUCAGCACACACAGUGACAAGAAUGUUGUGACCAUAUUGUACCAAAAUCAAGUGGAGGGUUUAGAGGUGAUGACCAAAGAUGGACAAUGGAUAAGCUACAAGCCUUCUUCUUCAGGCAGUUUUGUAGCUAUGAUUGGUGACUCUAUUCAUGCAUGGUCAAACGGGAGGCUGCAUUCGCCGUUUCAUCGGGUGAUGAUGAGUGGGAACGAGGCACGAUAUUCAACCGGGCUGUUCUCUAUCCCGAAAGGAGGGUACAUUAUAAAAGCUCCGGAGGAGCUUGUGGAUGAGGAACACCCUUUGCUCUUUAGGCCUUAUGAUCAUGUUGAAUUCCUCAAGUAUUAUUACACUGAAAAAGGCCAAAGGGACCAAUUUGCUAUGCGCACUUAUUGUGGCGUUUGAGCUAGCUUAUGGAAUAAUAUUAUUAAGAGGGUGGACCAUAAAUAUAUAUGUUGUGUGUUCAAGUGUUCUCCAAACAUUUUAACUUGAGCUAUAUGUUGUUUGCAUUCAUUAGCUUUGUAUGAAGUAUUGUAUUGUGUGAUCAAAUAUAAAAUUACUAUGCUUUGUGUUCA
This is a messenger RNA of Medicago truncatula (barrel medic), 1194 nucleotides long. Its product is annotated as probable 2-oxoglutarate-dependent dioxygenase AOP1. The transcript has 3 exons. Lineage: Eukaryota; Viridiplantae; Streptophyta; Magnoliopsida; Fabales; Fabaceae. The coding region runs from base 77 to 1024 and encodes 315 amino acids. The record is from RefSeq and is a predicted model, not a curated record.